GGGGUUCAGAGGAUUUAAAGACAAGAUGCGAAUGCAGAAAACGGCAUCGGUCGGUGAGCAGGUCACAAUGCAGGCAGCGUUCCCCCUUGUCAACCCCGUUCCAUCCCCUCCACAAACGGGACAUCUGUGCCCACCAGCACUCCGCCAGUGACGUGUGAUGGCCAGCCACGACGCGCACCCUGGAAAUAAGAACUGCACCCCACAGAACGACAAUUGAACCCGCAUUAUCCAAUCCUCUCCUGCAGAUUAGUCCUUUUACAAGUAUCCUUUCUAAUUCCCGUCUCUAGGUAUGUCUACUCUUUUUUUUUGUCGCUUAUCCUGUAUCUGGCAGCCAUUCGCGUGUCCUGUUUCCAAGUUCCCUGUAAUCCUGAUGCUGCCCUGUUUCCACAUGUCGUGCCUGGCGUGCCCCGGCGAGCCUGAUUAAUAACCUCCCGCUACGCCGUCGCCUGUGCCUUUGCCUGCUCCAUUCUCCUAGCCUCUUCUUGCUUCAUUUUCUCCCAUCUUUUCACCCGUUCGGGCACUAUCCGCUGCCUGGGGGCCUUGAUACCCCAAUCCAAAGGGGGCUCCUUCCCCAGGGCUCGCAAAGUCCUGAGCUCAACGAGACUAUAGUCACCGUCCGGCCUGUUAAAGCAGAAGGGCGCCCGCAGCAUGACCGGCGGGUUCAGGAUUAUGCGAGCACGGCGAAGCGGGUUUGAUGACGCCGAAUGCAGCAUCAGCGGGUGCAGCAGAUAGACGUCGCCUACGUCGCCCGUCGCCUCCACAAACUGUGUCGAACUCGCGGCCAAGUUGUUGAACCACUCCAGGUUUCUCUCUUUCUCGAAGUCGGGCUCCCCGCGAGGGACCAUGCGGGGCGAUACUCCUUCGGGGUGCUGAUACAGGUGGUGCGCGACUGCCGACAUUGCGUCGGGCGCAAUUACCGUGCCCCCUCCCCCCUCCACAAUAUCUGUGAAUAGAGGGAUUAUCAGGAGGCCCUGCUCGGGGCUGUCCAGGUACUGCGCGGCAUGUUUAACAUUAGCCAAGCGUUCAGGUACCUUGCCAGGGUGUGGCCCACGUCCCAACGCUUCUCACGUACGUGGACGAAGAAAUCACCAUCGACAUGCCAUCCAUCUAGAUCCCGGGGUGGGACAUCGACACCACCUGGACUCCCGAGAUUAACUAUAAAGGUGUCUCUCCAGUUGCGGUACUUUUGUCCGUUGGUGACAUGCCAAGACGCACCCAGACAUCCUUAGUCAUCUCCUCGGCCUGUUGUCUGGUGAAUGCACCCUUGACCCUAUCAACCAGAACACAGUCAGGUCAGUAUGCAGAAGUGCUGGUGAUUGAUGUUGUUGGUGAAUCCACUUCUUGAGGUGCUAGCCGGGCAGUGUAGUGGUGGCAUACUUGAUCCAGCCGUGCUCAAGGAAGUGCUCCUUUUCGGCAUCAGUCAGCACACUUCCAUGUGCCAUUGUUUCCACUGGAGCUGGCCGCGUAGAGUAUUCACGUUCAAAAGUUCAUAGGUGUCUUAGGGGAGUAGAUGAUAUCCUAUCCUGACGCUACCUAGGUAUGUAGGCACCUAGGUAGGUCCCUACUGAUUUAUACCUCAUGACCGACGUGCCGAUGGAUCCCGCCAGCCAGACACAUGAGCCACCUGUGCGGGGAACUCGUCCGAAGCUGCAGAUCGUCGGUUGUUGUUCACCCGGUCUUACUCUAAUGGGGAAAGUUGAUAUGCAUGCAUUGAGGUGGCCCAUGAUGCUGGACCCACAUAUUUUUUCUUUCCGUUCGCGACGGGAGCUGUGAGUUCGGCGCGCUCGGGCAGCUGGAGAAGCUCAUUCUGUCCACCUUACACUUAUCUCCUAUCCAGCCGGAGCUGCAAAUCUCUGGAGAACAUCCAUUGUCCAACCUAGACCUCUACCUUCCCUCAGGUACUAAAUAUUUCAGACUCGCGCUCGCGCAGACAGCGCCGCCAAUCGACGAUCCCCAAACAUCGCCUCCCAACCUUGGUCCCUUCGCAACCCACAAGCGCCUCACCUACCAUAAUGGAGUUCGCGGCAGAUCCGGACGACCAGUACAUCUCCUCGGAGGAUUCGGAUUUCGCACCUGACGAGGAUGGUGCGCGCGAUGCGUCCCCAGAGGAUGCAGACGACGAUGAUGCCGAACAUGCUGGAGCGACAAAGCGGAAACGACCAUCUGGGGAUGACGAAGCUGGUGACGCGGGGUUCGAGAACUCCGGAGACGAAGCUAUCAUCCAAAAGGCAAAGAACAAGCGGCGCAGGAAAGGAAAGGAGCUCGAGGCCGGGCAAGAUGACGAGAGCGGAGGUCAGGGUGGGCUGAUCAAAACUCGGAGCCAGCGCGCAUUAGAGAAAUCCGAACGGAAAACCUUUGCCGCCAGUGGACAGGUGACCAUCGACGUCGAUUCGUUAUGGGCCGAGAUGAAUCGACCUCAGCCCCCAGCGCGACUAGAUUUGCCAGGAAAGCAGGUCAGCGAGACGACCGCAGGUGCUGUCAGUGACGCCAGAGACGCUUCCACUGCGUCGCAGACAGCUGUGGCCAGCGCCUCUCCCAACCAAGACUCAUCCCGCAUGGUAAAGAUCAAACGGACAUACAAUUUCGCGGGUAAAGUCCACACCGAGGAAAAGCUUGUCCCAUGGGACUCGGCAGAGGCAAAGUUAUAUAUGGAGACGUCAGCCGAAGCUACAGACCCGAGUAGCACUGAGCAACCAAAGCGCAGACCAAGGAAAGCGUUCAGAUCAAUAUUCGAACCGGCUCCGGAGCAACUGAUGCAACGAACGGACCUGAACUUGGGCAUUGCGGCAAGAAUGAAGGCAAGAGAGGGGGGCAACGGGUCUGAGCCCAAGAAGCUCACCACGUUGGAAAAGAGCCGAGUUGAUUGGGCUGGCUAUGUGGACAAGGAAGGCAUUCAGGACGAACUGAAACUCGCCGGCAAGUCAAAGCACUCGUACACUGAGCGCCAGGGUUUCUUGGCUCGAAGCGAGGCCCGCAGAGAAGACGACGCCAGGAAAGCUCGGCUGGCUACCCGGGUAUGAUGAACACCACUUGUUGGCGGGGUCACGCAGCAGUAUUGACAUUAGUCCACGCCGACUGUGCGUGGUAUGCUCGGAACGUUACUUGCGUAUUGCCAGAGAUAACCUCUGUCACCAUCAAGAGCUACAGCUUCGACCCGCUCGUCGUCUUGGAGCUAUCGUACCUCUUUCCCUCGUCAUCUUGCUCUUCAACUGUCAGGUCGGGGAGCUUGACGGGCAUUAUCCUUCGGGGAUAGGCCCCUGGGACAACGGAGUACCCAGAGAAAUCGGUCACGCCCCCAUGAAGUCGGAGGAAAUCUUCGUCAAGCGCCAGAAGCCCAUUCACGCUAGAUGCAGGAGCCCUGAGGAUGGCCAAGAUGGCAUCGGAGAAAAUGGUCGGCUUCCUCAAAUCCUUGGCCUCGUCAGGGUGUUCUCGAGUAAAUCUCACUGUGGCCGCUGACUCGAUAGCCUGAGGCAACGAGGACGGCAAGAAGAUAUAUGGUUAACGGAGGCGUUAUCUGUGUGAAGAUAGGGAGGAGCGUACUGACAACAGCAGGCCAGAUACUUGUGAUUGCCAUGUCGCUGAGCCCCUCCCUCUGGAGAUCCAUGGCCAGGCCCAUGGUGAGAACCGACAUGCCCAUCUUCCCCAUGGCGUAGGCGGUUUUGCCUCUCGCGAAGCGACUGUAAAUGGGUGGGCUCACAACGACCAGACGCCCAGUUUUCCUCUCCUUGAGAUGGGGUAGGGAUGCUUGAACAACACCGUACAACCCUUCCGGAUUGACUUGUUGCAUAAGCUGGAAUCGUUUCAUCGGGGUGUCUUGAACGGCGGCCCACCAUAUAGCCCCCGAAUUAUAAAUCACCACAUCGAUGCGGCCGUAUACCUGUGUGAUAUUCACGAUUAUCAUCAUGGCUCUUCUUCC
Messenger RNA from Gaeumannomyces tritici R3-111a-1, 3916 nucleotides. RefSeq names its product SWR1-complex protein 5. The transcript is spliced from 3 exons. The record is from RefSeq and is a predicted model, not a curated record. Lineage: Eukaryota; Fungi; Ascomycota; Sordariomycetes; Magnaporthales; Magnaporthaceae. Bases 2013 to 3020 code for a protein of 335 amino acids.